Molecule: messenger RNA, 345 nt
Organism: Trichomycterus rosablanca
Lineage: Eukaryota; Metazoa; Chordata; Actinopteri; Siluriformes; Trichomycteridae
Product: histone H4
Exons: 1
Coding region: 13-324 (103 amino acids)
Biological process (GO): nucleosome assembly
Cellular component (GO): nucleosome
Molecular function (GO): protein heterodimerization activity; DNA binding; structural constituent of chromatin
Source: RefSeq, a predicted model, not a curated record
AGCGCAGUAACGAUGUCCGGAAGAGGAAAAGGCGGCAAAGGUCUUGGAAAAGGAGGCGCUAAGCGUCACCGCAAAGUUCUCCGUGAUAACAUCCAGGGUAUUACUAAACCCGCCAUCCGCCGUUUGGCUCGCCGUGGCGGUGUGAAGCGUAUUUCCGGCUUGAUCUACGAGGAGACCCGCGGUGUGCUCAAGGUUUUCCUUGAGAACGUCAUCCGUGAUGCCGUCACCUACACCGAGCACGCCAAGAGAAAGACCGUCACCGCAAUGGACGUGGUGUACGCUCUGAAACGCCAGGGACGCACCCUGUACGGAUUCGGGGGUUAAACGUUCAGACCUCCACACUAA